Dioscorea cayenensis subsp. rotundata (Guinea yam) is the source of this 1743-nucleotide messenger RNA. Its product is annotated as cytochrome P450 714B3-like. Gene Ontology annotation, molecular function: monooxygenase activity; oxidoreductase activity, acting on paired donors, with incorporation or reduction of molecular oxygen; iron ion binding. Bases 112 to 1659 code for a protein of 515 amino acids. The record is from RefSeq and is a predicted model, not a curated record. Lineage: Eukaryota; Viridiplantae; Streptophyta; Magnoliopsida; Dioscoreales; Dioscoreaceae. The transcript is spliced from 6 exons.
GCUCACAUUAUGAUCCCACAAACUAAAGACAAAAGCCCUUUCAAUCCAUCCUUUUCCUAUAAAGUAUAAACAUCUCAAGAAAUCAAGCAGCAGAGAAGAUCAGUGAUAAAAAUGAAGGCCAUGGAGAUCUUCUCUUCUCUUCUUUUCAUUGUUUUUAGCUUCAUAAUCUUCUACUUAUACUACUUAGUUUGGUUGAAACCUGAAGGAAUUCGUAGGAAGAUGAGACAACAAGGAAUCAAUGGCCCCAUUCCUUCCUCUUUCUUUUCUGGAAAUAUUGAAGAUAUGAAGAAGUUCAUGCAGGAGAAGAAGAAGAGCCCAAGAGGGACAGUAUCACAUGAUUACUCUAUCUGUCCACAUCUUGAUCACUGGAGGAAGAAUUAUGGGCAAGUGUAUGUGUACACAAUGGGAAAUGCACCUAUAAUGCAUGUAAGCAGCCCAGAAAUGGUGAAGGAGAUAAGCCAGUGUUUAUCAAUAGAUUUUGGAAAAACUACGUUCUUGAAGGAGACACUGAAGCCUCUGUUUGGUGAUGGGAUUAUUAAGGCUAAUGGGGAGAUUUGGUCUCAUCAGAGAAAAAUCAUAGCCCCUGAAUUCUUCUUAAACAAGAUUAAGGGAAUGGUGGAUUUGAUGGUGGAUUCAACAGGGCCAUUGUUGAGGUUAUGGGAGAACAGGAUUGAGGAAGGAGAAGUGGAAAUGGAGCUUUAUGAAGAUCUGAGAAACUAUUCAGCUGAUGUGAUAUCCAGAGCUUGUUUUGGCAGCAGUUAUUUGAGGGGAAAAGAGAUGUUUUCCAAACUAAGACUUCUUCAGAAUUCGUUGUCCAAACCUAAUUUGUUCGCUGAGAUUACAGGUUUCAGGCUUCUAGUACCGAGCAAGAGUGGCAGAGAGGUAGUGAAACUAGAGAGAGAAGUGCAUUCACUCAUACUAGAGUUGGUAAAGGAUGGCCAAGCUUCGGGGGAGGAGAAGAACCUCUUGCAAGCCAUCCUCAACGGCGCCAAAGGGAGCAGCUUCACCUCUCAAGACAAAGCCGACGCCUUUAUUGUUGAUAAUUGCAAGAGCAUCUACUUUGCCGGCCAUGAAACCACUGCCACUGCCGCUUCCUGGUGCUUGCUGCUGCUUGCUCUUUAUCCUGAAUGGCAGCAUCUUGUUCGCUCUGAAAUCACUCAGCUCUGUGGAGGCCUCUCCCCUGAUGCGCAAUCCCUCCAAAAAAUGAAGAUUCUGACAAUGGUGAUUCAGGAGACAAUUAGGCUUUACCCUCCAGGUCCUAUAAUCUCAAGGGAGUCUCUUCAGGACAUGAAGCUUGGCAAGCUUGAUAUUCCUAAAGGCCUUGGCAUCUACAUCCCUUUGCCCACUCUGCAUCGAGAUCCCAGUAUUUGGGGCCCGGAUGCACUCAUCUUUAAUCCUAAAAGGUUUGCUAAUGGUGUCACCAGUGCUUGUACUUUUCCACAGGCUUAUGCCCCAUUUGGAGCUGGAGCUCGGACUUGCCUUGGCCAGCACUUCGCCAUGCUUGAGCUCAAGAUUGUUCUUUCACUCAUUCUCUCAAAGUUUUGCUUCUCUGUUUCCCAGAAUUACUGCCAUUCACCUUACUUUAAACUCCUGCUGGAACCUGAAUUUGGAAUGCACCUUACUGUGAAAAAGGGUGGCUUUCAUAAAGGAUGGAGAUAAGUCAGGUCUUUUGUUCGUUUGCGGAGACGCAUUGCAGCAACGUUGCCAAGUGUUUCCAGGGCCCCAUGUACACGUGGAUGAUCU